AAACGGUCGAGUCGAGUCGGGUCGGGUCGUGUACCUUUUGCCACGAAUGUUGUGCCAGUCAGGCUCUAAAAGGCCUUACGAGAACAGCUGAGAUUUCGCUGCUCCGCAUGACGCAAAGAUACUGAAAUUCAAAAAUUUUCAAGUCUUUAAGAUAUUAUAUCUCUCGUGUGUGUGCGCCGAGCGGGAAAUUAAUAAGCAAAGAUAAAAAUAUAAAUAAACCAAGUGUUUUGUUAGUGAAGUUUGUUGAAAUGCUAAUGGCAUUUGCAUCAUAAAAAUUAAAUUAAAUAAUUCAUUUUAUUUAAUUAAAAAAAAGAAAUUCUUAACGAAAACGCGGCUGACAAAUAUUUUUGCCAAGGAUAAAAGGAUACCAAAUAGAGCCCAGGACUCUAUCGAAACCAAAAGUGUGAACCGUACCAAGUGCGUACAAAGUGUAUUCCAGCAAUUAUCCCACGUGUUCCGACCCGGCCGCCAAAAUUAUUACGCACAAUUCGCUGAGCGUGUACGGCGGCGGCGUCAUGUGCGCCUCCCCGUCCACGGCUCCCGGCUUCUUCAAUCCGCGCCCGCAAUCCGGCGCGGAGCUGUCGGCCUUCGACCUCGGUCUGUCCCGCUCGAUGGGCCUGGGGGUACCGCCGCACAGCGCCUGGCACGAACCGCCGGCCUCCUUGGGCGGUCACCUGCACGCCGCAUCAGCCGGACCCGGUACCACCACCGGCAGUGUGGCGACUGGCGGCGGCGGUACUACGCCAAGUAGCGUGGCCAGCCAACAGUCGGCGGUGAUCAAACAGGAUCUAUCCUGCUCCAGCCUCAAUCAGGCGGGAUCUGGCCAUCAUUCCGGCAUCAAGGAGGAUCUGUCCAGCCUGCCCAGUGCCAAUGGUGGUUCCGCCGGUGGUCAUCAUUCUGGUUCCGGAUCGGGUUCCGGUUCGGGAGUCAAUCCCGGACACGGCUCCGACAUGCUGCCCUUGAUCAAGGGCCAUGGCCAGGACAUGUUGACCAGCAUCAAGGGACAGCCCACGGGUUGCGGCAGCACCACUCCGAGCUCACAGGCCAACAGUUCCCACUCGCAGAGCAGCAACAGUGGAUCCCAGAUCGACAGCAAGCAGAACAUCGAGUGCGUCGUCUGCGGCGACAAGAGUUCCGGCAAGCACUACGGACAGUUUACCUGCGAAGGCUGCAAAUCUUUCUUCAAGCGCUCAGUGCGUCGCAAUCUGACAUAUUCAUGCCGCGGCAGCAGAAACUGUCCCAUAGAUCAACAUCAUCGCAAUCAAUGUCAAUAUUGCCGAUUGAAGAAGUGCCUCAAAAUGGGCAUGAGACGCGAAGCUGUCCAACGUGGACGCGUACCACCCACUCAGCCCGGUCUGGCCGGCAUGCAUGGGCAAUACCAGAUCGCCAACGGGGAUCCCAUGGGCAUUGCCGGCUUCAACGGGCACUCGUACCUCAGUUCCUACAUCUCGCUGCUGCUGCGGGCAGAGCCGUAUCCCACAUCCCGAUAUGGCCAGUGCAUGCAGCCCAAUAACAUCAUGGGCAUCGACAAUAUCUGCGAACUGGCCGCCCGACUGCUCUUCUCGGCGGUUGAAUGGGCCAAGAAUAUACCCUUCUUCCCUGAGCUGCAGGUGACCGACCAAGUGGCCCUGCUUCGACUCGUCUGGUCGGAGCUGUUCGUCCUGAACGCCAGCCAGUGCUCCAUGCCGCUCCAUGUGGCGCCUCUGUUGGCCGCCGCCGGACUGCAUGCCUCCCCAAUGGCCGCCGACCGUGUGGUGGCCUUCAUGGACCACAUCCGCAUCUUCCAGGAGCAGGUGGAGAAGCUGAAGGCCCUGCAUGUCGACUCCGCGGAGUACUCCUGCCUCAAGGCGAUCGUGCUCUUCACCACCGGUAAGUUGCUGGACAUUCUUUACAAGGAUGUACCGGCGCUUCUCACCAAGGUUUCAGCACUGCUUGGCAAGGGUUCCACUGCGUCCCAUGACGAUAUCCUGGCUGUGGUGCGUGAGCACCUGGACGAACUGAACCGUUUGGAGGCGGAGUCUAAUGCUCAGCAGCAGGCUCCACUCCACCUGGCCGCCUUCAUGAAGAGUGUUGCUGGCGUUGAGGCUGCAGUGCAGCAGGCGGAGCAGGCUCAGGUACCCACAUCCUCAGCUGCCUCCGUCUCUGCUCCUCUCGUUCCCUCCGCUGGCAGUGCCUUCAGCAGCUGCCAGGCCAAAUCCGCUGGUUCAGAGAUGGACCUGCUGGCCAGUUUGUAUGCCCAGGCUCAGGCCACGCCCCCUAGCAGCGGUGCAGGCGAUACCUCUGGUCACAACAACAGUAGUGGGCUGGGCGCCUCGCUUCCUACUCAAUCGCAAAGCGGUUCGUCCUCCCGCAACCUAACCGCCUCGCCGCUGAGUACUUCGCUGGCAACCGCUCCCGCUCCUGCUUCCGUUUCCGCUCCCGCUCCAGCUCCCCAGAUCCCAACCUCCUCGGCGGCUCAACUCCAUGUUCCCGCUCCCGUUCCAGUGUCCUCCGCCUCCUCCUCAUCGCUGGGUGGUGGAGCAUAUCAGACGCCCUCGGCUGCGGCGGCGGCAGCAGCCAUGUUCCACUAUCAAACGCCACCGCGCGCCGCCUUCGGUUCGGCCUUCGAUAUGUUCCACCACAGCACACCCUUCGGAGUGGGAGUAGGUCAUGCCCAUGCCCUCGCUCAUUCGAGCGGCAGCGGCAGUGCGUCCUUCGGCAGUCCUAGUUACAGGUACUCGCCCUAUAGCCUGGCCGGUAGUAGAUGGCAGUUGUAGGAUCUCACAGAACUCGAAUCCCCUGUACUGUAAAUUGACUUGUAUCUAAAUCUUUAGUGUUAGGUAAACCUAGAUCAUCUGUAAAUGUGUACUUAAUUUAGUGCCUAUUGCUAGUUCUUUACUUAUUUAUUGCCUUAAACUAAGUAUAAUUUAUUCUAGCGGUAAAUAGCUUAGACUCGUUUAGUGAACUUUGCCAAAAAACUUGAUAAAACAAAGAAUCGAUGAGGGAGGAGAAGAGAAAGAAUAUUAAGAAUAUAUAUAAAGCUGUUGCUGUUAAACAAAAAUGUAAUCCUGGCUUGUGUUUUUACUCGUUAUCGCUUACUAAUGCUUUACACUGCUUGUUGACUAAUUUUUAGUUUAUUAUUGAUUUGUUUAUUUAUUUUUGGUUAACUAACCCAAACUAACCCUGCUUCUUAGUUAAGCUUUAACUAUGAAGUUUACUUUGCAUUUGCGAGUGAGAUCCUACUAGCAGUUGUUGAAAACAAUCUAAGGCUAUAGAGAUUAUUUUGGAUCUACUGUUGAUCAAAAGAAAAAUAAGUAUAAAACUUUGUUAAAACUUUUUUAGUUUUGUGUAUUUUAUUGUGAGUUCUUAACCUUAACCUAAAACAAUGAUCAAGUUGUUUUUAUUUCUUAGAGAUAAAGACAACUUCAACAUUGUUAUUUCUAAUCAAAAGUUAAAGUUUGUAAACUAUGAUGGAAUGGAAUUAAUUUCUUUAAUUUUUGAAGAAGUGAUCUCCACUCCAUCGUAUUCUUAAAUUAAAGGCUGCACUUUUUUAAACACUUCUUAAAAUAUUAUUAGAAAACUAACUAUUUGUUAAAGAGCCUCAAUCUUUUUCCAAAAAAAUAAUUGAACUGAAGAAAACCUAAUAAUCAUCUGCCUUAGAUUCUUAAAAUGAUGAACUAAUUCUGAUUAAGAAACUAAGGCCCAUCUCUAACCCAAGGUAUUGGAAUCUUUAUUUCUAUUUUCAGCUCGCUGGAAAGCUUUUAAUUUUGUUGAAUUUUUCUUAACAUCAUUUCAGCAAAUUUAACAGUUUUCCGUUGCAUAAAACAUCCAUUUAUUUAACACUAAUCUUUUCACAUUUUUAUUUCAUUUUUUUUACAAAAGCUAUUCACACAAAAAAUAAACAAAAUUUAAUCUCAUCCGCACGUGGCAACAAAACUCUGGACUUUGGGAUUGCACACACUCACACUCACACACACACACACUUGCACAUCUAAAACAUGUAUUACGCACACAAAUAAAUCACAACAGCUUAUAUGCGAAUAAUUUAAAUAUUUUUAAAGCCUUAUACCUUAUACAUACUUAUUUUUAGAGAAUUAGGUUCCACGCGAAAUAAAUCACUGAAGUUUUGUAUGCAAAUAGAGUGAACUGAGAUUUUCUUUGACUUUAGCCUAAGCUAAGUUUGCAAUUAAGUGUAAGUUAGCUAUCUUAAGUUAAGGGUAUUAAAAGUUGAGAUUUUGAUUUAGUGCCCGCUCCUCUAUCACCCCUUUUCUCGUGUCGUGUCAACCAGCUGUCCAAAUCCACGUCGCAAUUGUUUUUCCGCUGAUCUGCACUGAGCUCGGCUUACAGAUAUCCCAAGUCCCCUCCUUCUCUCUGUGGCGACGUUUAUUGACGUCGAGAUACCACAUUAUGAACAUUAAUACAACACUCGUUUAUGUCGCUUACUUACAAGCCCGACUCCAGUCGACUGGCCAAUCGCCCAAUGGACCAAGUCCAGGCCUUGGCCAAACUUGCAAUGAAAAUAAUUUUACCAUUUCCAAAAUGCUGUGUGUGUCGCUUGGCCAAGCUACACUGGCAAACUACAAUGGAUUCCGCUUUUUCCUUUUAGUAACUUUCAACUUUUCAUAUAUAAACCCUGCAUUUUCCUAGUUUUCUUCAGUGUACACCAAGCUUAGCUAAACCCCACUCUUGAGGGGGCGUGUGUGGCGUGGAGUUCGUGGUCUCAGCCAGCGAGACUGAGACCCUGGACCGACUGGCAAGCUGCAAUUGCAUUUGAAUUGGCUGCAUGAGUCCAUAAACUGCAGCCGAUCAAUCGCUGCGCGGUCCCCGAUCCCCAAUCCCCGAUCCCCAAGCACACCGAUCCACAAAUACCCAAAUACCCAUGGUCUCCAGCCCGAAGAUUGUGGGAGACGAGACACGAUCGCGGUAGUAAAAUACCGGGUAUAGACUUACUAGAUCUUCUGCAGCGCAUUGACGACAUGUCUGCUGCUCCUCUUGGCUGCCAUUGCCCAUGUUACCUGGCUGGGAGCACCUCACCUUGCCGCAGUGCAUCUUCGGCCCCUCUGAUUGCUGUCGUUUGUUGCAGUUGUUAAGAGUUGUAGCUUUCAUGUCUUGGCCACACUUUUUGACCAACAUUCUGUGUGUGUUUUUCGCUGGCUGGCUGAAAGGCUGGAAGCGGAGUCUCGGAGCAGCCAGCUCAAAUCGUUUUGUGGCGCUCAUUGAUCGCCUGCGCUACUUUUCCCCUGAAAAUUGGCAACGACGUGGCCCAGAGGCCUGGGACUCUGGCAAUUAACAGUAACUUUUGGGCCGGGGCAGACGUCGUUGAUUAGAAUCAUUAAGGGCGCGUUUCGAUAUUAGGUUUUGGUUUUAACCUUAGGAUUGUCUGCCAUCCUUUAAGAGAGAGGGCCAAUGUUUGCCCAAGAUUUAGAUGCAGUCGAUAGAGCGGAACCCCUACUCAGCCUUCUUAGUCGCCACAGUUGACCCCACACGACCCGAUCCUUAUUAAAACUAAAUAAAGUUAUAACUGUUUCUGGCGGUCGCGGCACGAACUGCUUGGCCAGAACUGGAGCCAUAAAGAACACAAAUCUAAUAAAAUAUAAUGCAGCAAUUCAUAAUUUUGUUAAACAGUUUGGAGCCCCUACUCCUUGAAUGCUCCUUAUUCGAUAUGUCUGCUGGUUGGGCAACCAACUACUUUACGGUCAUUAUGCAUUUAAAACACGCGGUCACGAUCUCUACCUCGCUGAGUUAGUAACUGCGACGACCCAAAACCGACCGAAUACUGAAAACCGAAAACCAAAAACCAAAUACAAAAAACAAAUCGAAGCCUGGCUCGUCGUAGGGUACAUAACUACAAGUCGAAAACAGUUAACAAAAGCCAAAGCCAAAGCCCCUCGAGAAAGCUCCAAUCUGGGUAGUGCAUUUCUCCAGUGCUUCUCCAAUAUACCGCCUGCCUGCUCGACCUGUAAGUGGAAUGUCUUUCACUUUGGGCAUGCAACUCCUCCGCCGGUCGAGAAAUCGCAUCCCAGCUCCUCGUCAUCUCUACUGCAUUUCAAUGAAACCAAAAUUUUGUUUUACCCUGGCAUGGCACAGUUUCCCACCUCCUCCAUCUCCGGCGACGGCGACUGCUUCUCAGUUUUAUGAUUUCCCAUUUUGGAUCCCCGGAAUCCUCGGCCUGAGCUAAUGGAAAGUCAAUUGACAAUUAUGACCAUGGCCAAUGAAGUGAUUCGAUGAGCUUGCCGGACUGACCAUGUCUAAUUUGUAUCGCCAGAGCUUCACGAUUAUUACCCUUACCUCUUGUUCAUUUUGUUUAUGGCUCGUUGUUGGUUGUUGUUUAUGAAACCGAAUGGUUAAUAAUGGCUAAUUGAAUUCCUGUUGCCGCUGGCGACAAAUCAUUUAGCUUGAUUUACGCGCUUUGUGUGGGGGUAGAGUCUAGGAAAUUUAUAUGAUAACUUCGACUUAGCGUUUAAGUUUAUCUUUUGAGCCAAAGCCAAUCAUCGUACAGAUCUUGACUGGACAACAAGCUGCGGUUUUGGCUUUCCACUGACACUCGUCUUUUAUGGCCAGCUCAGAUUCGGAGUUGCGUGCAACCAAUCCGACCCAGAGAGCCAUUAACGACAUGCAGUCCAAGACCAAGACCCAAGACAGCUGGCCAUGCAAUCGGCAAUCGGAUAUAUGAGCUAAAAUCAUGAUGAUAUCGGUGGGCAAAUGGCAAAUGGCCCAAUCAUUAGCUCAGCUUGCUCGCCUGCAAAAUGAUAUAUCAGCUGCAGGUAUUUUCUUCAUUUUUUUUUCACCCGUUGAAAAUCCAUUGCCUUGCGUAAUAGAGUCCUCGUGUGUUCAGUGACUAAUUAAGCAAACAAAAUUUCAUAUGCAAUUUCGAAACGCCAUUCUUAACUGCAACACCAACAGCAAAAACAACAACAACAGCAACAGUCAUUUAAAAUGCUUUAAGCUAUGCAAAUUUACAAGUGCUGAUGUCUAAUUUGAAUUUCAAACAGUCACACACAAAGCACAAAAAUAUAUUUGAGUAUUAAAAGAAGCUAAAAAAAAAAAACUAUAUAUAUUGCCGUUUUGUUGAUGUUUUAACAGCGGCAAUUGAUAAGCAAACUUUUGGUGCCUGGCAAUUAACACUCGACGGCACACGCUGCGUAUGCGCAAUCCGGCAUUGCUGUAAUUAAAUACCAUGGCUUGCUGGCGCUGACAAGAUGGAAAACCCAUUCGUAUCGUAUCGUUUUCCCGUGGCCAGGGCGUUGUCUUUAAGCUUAAUUUUCCCGAAUUUAAUUAACCCAAGUGUUGUUCGCUCGUUCGGCUGCUGGUGUGUGUAUUCUCAGUAGAGCGACUUCAAUUGAACAUAAAUCAAGUGGACAUGACGUAAUCUCUUAGUUUCGUCAUCGAUCCACUGCUGUUUUGUUGUCUUGUGUUCAGCGCUCAACUCAACCUCAACUCAAUUGAACUGGGCUGAGUUGUGGGCGUGGCAGCGGCUCAUGUUCGGUUAUUGGUUUGACGUGACAGGCACUCGAGAGUUGGAAACUUUUCUGCCGGCGCCAGGUGAACUGCCCCAAAAGAGUAUCGACCAU
This is a messenger RNA of Drosophila eugracilis, 7550 nucleotides long. It is a transcript of the gene svp, whose product is annotated as steroid receptor seven-up, isoforms B/C. The coding region runs from base 516 to 2756 and encodes 746 amino acids. NCBI's taxonomy places the organism in Eukaryota, Metazoa, Arthropoda, Insecta, Diptera, Drosophilidae. The transcript is spliced from 3 exons. Gene Ontology annotation, molecular function: nuclear receptor activity; zinc ion binding; RNA polymerase II cis-regulatory region sequence-specific DNA binding. The record is from RefSeq and is a predicted model, not a curated record. Gene Ontology annotation, biological process: anatomical structure development; cell differentiation; regulation of transcription by RNA polymerase II.